CUCAUACGUUGGCGCAAUUUUAGAAUAUUUGCCUAAACAAAACCGACAAAACAUUUCUUUUUUUCCUAUACAUGCUCCACAAGAUGACAAGAGGUGCCUUAAUUGUAUUUGAAGGAUGCGAUAGAUGUGGUAAAACAACGCAAUGCAAGAAAUUAGUCGAUGCCUUGAACAGAGAUGGCGGCAAAGCAGAGUUCAUGAGAUUUCCAGAAAGAUCAACAGCCAUUGGUCAAACUAUAAGUGGAUACUUAGAGAAAAAAUCAGAGCUAGAGGACCAUGCUGUACAUCUUCUGUUUUCUGCCAAUAGAUGGGAGUUAGUUCCAAAAAUGCUUAGACUGUUGAACAGUGGGACUACGUUGAUAGUGGACAGAUAUGCUUAUUCUGGUGUUGCCUUCACAGGAGCUAAACCUGGGUUUGACCUUCAAUGGUGCAAACAGCCAGAUGUUGGGCUUCCUAAACCUGACCAGGUCCUCUAUUUGACCCUGAGCCCAGAGGAAGCAUCUAAGAGAGCUGCAUUUGGGACUGAGCGAUAUGAGAAUACAGAGUUCCAGGAGCGUGUGGCAAAAAAUUUUGAAAUUCUCAAGGAGCAUGAUUGGAAGAUUGUGAAUGCUGGCAAGUCCAUUGAAGAUCUUCAUGGAGAGAUAAAGUCCAUUGUAACACAAACAGUUGAGAGCUCGAAAGACAAACCUAUCUUGAAAUUAUGGAGCAACCCUUCAGAAUAUCCUAAUAAAAAGAGACCCCUUGAAGAAGUUACAAAUGAAGAGGGAGAAAAUGUUCCUGUGUGAAUUGGUUCAUCUUGGAUAAAUAUAUACAACAUAUUGUAAUGAUUCUUUAUUUUAUCAAACUGAUCUAUAUUCCAGGGUCUAUAUAGCUAUACUAACUGAAUUUACCUUUUAGUUUAUUAUCUCGCUUACAAAAUAGCAAUGUUGGCGUUUUGCUGGCUCAAAAUGCUAAAGUUAUUUAAUUAGCAAAGGAAGAGUAUGCUAAUAUGUGGUGAUAAAUUAUUUAUAAACAUUUUGAAUAUUUUAUUCAAAAUGUAAGACCAUUCAAUAAAGUGAAAUUCAACAUGAGUUGGACAGAAUCUUGCAUGCACAUGUUAGUUAAUCUAAUGUAGAUAU
Owenia fusiformis is the source of this 1115-nucleotide messenger RNA. The record is from the annotation of a GenBank genome assembly. NCBI's taxonomy places the organism in Eukaryota, Metazoa, Annelida, Polychaeta, Sabellida, Oweniidae.